UUGAGCGUGUGCGAUUUCUCCACUCCACCGCGGAUACCAGCGACACAUGCAGUACAGCGGACCACCUCACCGCUCAUAUGCCAGCAAACUUUCAACGGCGCACCAUUCCACACCGCUAGAGGACAAGUUCAGCGAGAUAGCGGGUCAAUGGUGCUUCUACACUCAGGUACCAGAUGCCACGCUGCAGCACGCAGGAGGAGGCAAAUGCCAUAUCCGCCUCCACUCACAAGCAAACGUGCGGAUAAGCGCAUAUACAAACAUUUGCGGAUCUUCCUGAUUCCAUUCCCGUGGCUAUUGAUUCCAAUCUACUUUUCUGGUGAGGUGCUACGUAUAUGUUCCCUCCCCCACUCCUGGGUGAAUAUCCAGAGACAGGCAGAUUCUUUCCUUUCCUUUCUUCCAGCCAGCCAGCUAGAGAGAGGCAGGCAGGGAGAGUCAGAUAGACGCACGUCGUCCUGGCUCUCUUCCUGCAAUCUUCAGACUCAAAUUCAUAUAUGA
This is a messenger RNA of Periconia digitata, 495 nucleotides long. The record is from the annotation of a GenBank genome assembly. Lineage: Eukaryota; Fungi; Ascomycota; Dothideomycetes; Pleosporales; Periconiaceae.